AUGGCAGCUGCCACCUCGAGUCCAUACCUCGCCAGCAGCAGGAUUCUGUCCGGCCCGGUGGUCCACUCUGACCGGAGAGGUGGCGGCAUGCAGCCGGGGAGCACGGCCGCGACCACGGUGUCCAGUGGAUAUAGAGGAGACCCUUCCGUCAAGAUGGUGCAGAGCGACUUCAUGCACGGGACCAUGGUGUCGGGCAACGGGGGGCACAUGCUCAGCCAUGCCCACCAGUGGGUCACAUCCGCGGCGGCCGCGGCCGCGGCGGCGGCGGCGGAAGCCGGCUCCCCGUGGCCCCCCGGCCCCCAGCCGCAGGACGGGAAGAGAAACGCGGUCAGGGAGGACCUCCACUCGGGCUCGGCUCUGCACCACAGGUCCCCGCACCUGGGACCCCACCAGACGCACCCGGGGAGUUGGGGAGGCGCCUCUUCGGCGCACAUCAGCAUCACCGAGGGCCAGCAGCAGCAGCAGCAGCCCCUCAUUUACUCACAGCCCGGCGGAUUUACAGUCAACGGGAUGCUCAGCUCGCACACCGGACAGAGCCUCAUGCACGCGGGGCUGGUGCGCGGGGAAUCCCCCGAGCUGGAUCACGGCAGCCACCAGCAUCACCACCACCACCACCACCACCACAACCACCACGCCAUCCACCACCAGCACCACGGGGUGAGCCACGAUUCGCCCUCAGACGAGGACACCCCGACGUCCGACGACUUGGAGCAUUUCGCCAAACAGUUCAAACAGCGGCGGAUCAAGCUGGGCUUCACCCAGGCCGACGUGGGCUUGGCUCUAGGCACCCUGUACGGCAACGUGUUCUCGCAGACCACCAUAUGCAGGUUCGAGGCACUUCAGUUGAGCUUUAAGAACAUGUGCAAGCUCAAACCUCUGCUGAACAAAUGGCUGGAAGAGGCCGACUCUACGACCGGGAGCCCGACCAGCAUCGAUAAGAUCGCCACGCAGGGCAGGAAGAGGAAAAAGCGCACAUCCAUCGAGGUGAGCGUAAAAGGCGCCCUGGAGAGCCACUUCCUCAAGUGUCCGAAACCCUCCGCGCAGGAGAUCAAUUCUCUGGCGGACACUCUGCAGCUGGAGAAGGAGGUGGUCAGGGUCUGGUUCUGCAACCGCAGACAGAAGGAGAAGCGCAUGACGCCGCCCGGACUCCCGCGCACUCCCGAAGACGCGUACUCACAGGUGGGCAGCAUGGGGCCCGACACGCCGUCCCCCUCCAUAGACUGCAAGAGGAUGUACAGCGACACGUGA
Messenger RNA from Menidia menidia (Atlantic silverside), 1248 nucleotides. The record is from the annotation of a GenBank genome assembly. Lineage: Eukaryota; Metazoa; Chordata; Actinopteri; Atheriniformes; Atherinopsidae.